Cricetulus griseus (Chinese hamster) is the source of this 945-nucleotide messenger RNA. The record is from RefSeq and is a predicted model, not a curated record. NCBI's taxonomy places the organism in Eukaryota, Metazoa, Chordata, Mammalia, Rodentia, Cricetidae.
AUGCGUGAUUUCCUCUUGGAAGAACUGGUGCCAAUGGGUCCAUUACUUACACCGUCAGACAUGCAGGUGGGCAUACCUGCAUUCCAGCUGUUGGAACUUGACCAGGAGCUCCUUGACAUAGCAUCAUCAGAGCCAGAGGAAAUGAACGUUGAUAAUGAUGAGCAACACCUGCCCUUUCUGAAUAUUGCAUUCCAUUUCUCCAAAGAGUAUCAAUAUCUGGAACCUCCUGGUGAAGAACCCCCAGAACAGCUGCUGGCUGAAUUCAAGGUGCCUGAGGAAACCCAGAAGUCCCCAGAAAACCAGGACCAAUGGGAGAUGCCAGGGACCUCCAAGGAAGCACAGGGGUCUCUCCACCCUAGAGCCCCCCCACAGGCUCGUCCCUAUGUGAGGCCUUUCUCCCCUGAGCAGUUAGGGCUGUGUUCUGCUCACCAGCAGCAAUAUAAUAGGCGUGUGGGAAGUCGUGCAGGAAGGGUGGCGAGAGAGGGCCCCAGAAAUAGGGCAGGGCCCUCCUGUGGCUCAGACCGCUAUGGAAGCCAGUUCAUUUCCCAGGAGGAGGAUACCCAUGAGCAUGCUGUGUGUAGCAAUUCAUUUAGUCAGGCAGCAACUGUUAGCAGCCCACAGGCAGCCUAUUUUGACGAAGAAAGGCAGCAAUGUAGGCUGUGUAAGAGGGAGUUUAUGUACAAGUUGGGCCUGAAGGAACAUGUGAGAGCUCAGGUAGUUUCCAGGCCUUACCUGUGCCCCUACUGUGGGAAAUCCUUUAGAGGGCAGUCCCACGUUAUUGCACACCAAGUGAGACACACUGAAGAGAGACCAUUUGUCUGCCAAUACUGUCAGAAAAGCUAUAAGCACAAAUCCAGUCUGCUGAGACACUUGAAAAUCCACAAGAGGGAGGAUGAAGAGAAGGAAGGCCAGGGUUCUCUGAGCCCCAUGCACAACACAGACUAA